Molecule: messenger RNA, 410 nt
Organism: Laetiporus sulphureus 93-53
Lineage: Eukaryota; Fungi; Basidiomycota; Agaricomycetes; Polyporales; Laetiporaceae
Exons: 1
Coding region: 80-313 (77 amino acids)
Source: RefSeq, a predicted model, not a curated record
AGCGGGCGAGUCCGGCAGAGUGCGAGUCAUGGUGACGUGUGCCAUGUGCAUAUGAAAUGAAUGACCGGAGAGGACAUGGAUGGGGCAGAGAGGGAUCUAUACAGCUGCCCUUCGUUGUAUACUGAUGAUGUUAACUCUGCCGCUAUUUCUCAUUCAACCGAGCACUAACCAUGACCAUUUCAUUGCUAUAAGGCUCCUAUGGGAUGUGAAUACACGAUAUGAAAUGGCUUUCUGUCACUGCUGCGAGACCAGGCACUCGUCCUCAUUGCCCUGUUUAAAUCCCAUCACCAUGGUCCAAAUGACCACUCUGUGACCGAGCCUCUCAUCCGGUGCUCCUUGCAUUCCAACAGUUGCAGCCCGCAAACGGGAGUCCAUGAGAAACGUCGAAUGUGGACUGCAGGAGCCAAUCA